Molecule: messenger RNA, 1069 nt
Organism: Acanthochromis polyacanthus (spiny chromis)
Lineage: Eukaryota; Metazoa; Chordata; Actinopteri; Pomacentridae
Molecular function (GO): S-adenosylmethionine-dependent methyltransferase activity
Source: RefSeq, a predicted model, not a curated record
AUGCAGAACAAAGGAGAAGGAACUUUGCUCCACAAGGGAAGGUUGUUCUGCAGCAGGGGUCUGAGGAAACACUUUGGAAACAAAACAGAAGAGAAGAGUGGGAAAAAAUACCUCCAUGGCAUACAGCUGUUUGAAGGGAAGAAUCAUGCUUCUGUUUACCAAAGUAUCGCUUAUUCCUCCACGGAACUCAAAAACAUUAUUAUCCAGUACUUAGAUAAAAAGAAACGCCAGCCACAUGUGCUGGCAGUGGAUCUGGGGUGUGGAACAGGUCAGCAUUCUCGACUGCUGGCACCGCACUUCAAAGAAGUGGUGGGAAUGGACGUCAGUGAGUGUCAGCUGGAGGAGGCCAGAGCAGUGCCAGUCCCCAACGUCACAUACAGAAAGGGGGCAGCGGAGGAGCUUCCUUUUCCCGAUGCCUCUGUAGAUCUGUUGACAGCAGCCACAGCAGCCCACUGGUUCGAUCAGUCGAAGUUCCUGGCUGAAGCAAGUCGGGUCUUGAAACCUGGAGGCUGCAUUGCUCUGCUGGGCUUCAGUGACUCAAAAACCAAACUCAGAUACCCGAACUGUGGAGAAAAACUCAGCCACAUCUAUAAAGAGGUAAACCAGGUGCUGUUGCCAUACACAAGCGAAAGAGUAGUUCUCGCUGAGAAUAAGCUGGAAAAGCUGUACUCUGCCAUCCCCUUUCCAGACAAAGAGAGGAUUGAUUGUUUUCAGGCAAAAUAUGUGAGACCAGUGAGGGCCGUGGUGGGAUUCAUUGAGAGCUGGUCCAUGUUCCAAACCUACAAGUCAAAAGACCCCAAAAGUGCUGAAGAACUACUGGUCAACACUCAGAAAAGGCUUCUGGAGCAGAUGGGAGUCACGUCUCCAGAUACUGAAAUAGAGCAGGAACUGGAAUUUUACUGUGUCCUGGCAUCCAAACCACAAUGAUCCACACUAAAGCACUGGAUGUAUGUUUCUGGAGACAGAGAUGAAGUGUGCGUUUCAAAGAUGCUGCAAUUUACAAUUUAUAAAGAUUCUAUUCUUUCUGCUUUAAGGAGUGUGUCUGUUAAAUAAACCAUUGUUCACUCAG